ACAAUUUGAGCUUGGAAGCCGAGAGAGACAAGUCCAACUCUUUCAACUUCAAUCUGAAGAAUAUAUAUAUACACACACAUAUGUAUAUAUAAAAUAAAAAAUUUAUGAGCAGAAAAUCAAUAAUCUUUUUCAAUUCUGUUGCUUUUGCUCAACUGGAUUCUUUGAAAUUUGAAUUGGGUAUGAAUCAAAACCGGAACUUCAGCUUGUAAUUCGGGUUAUCUGGUUGGGGGAUUUUUAGAUAUAUACACUUCUUGCUGUUUAUUCGGCUUCCGAGAUUUAGGUGUUUUGAAGCUAUGCAUCUGAGCAACGGCAUGGGAUUGAUGUCAACGGCUAGUUCGAGUGGAACUUGGAAAUCGGGGGAUGUGGUCUCUGACCAGUUUCCCGCGGGACUAAGAGUCCUGGUGGUCGACGAUGAUCCUACUUGCCUUAUGAUCUUGGAGAGGAUGCUCAGAACUUGCCUCUAUGAAGUGACAAAAUGUAAUCGAGCGGAGAGCGCGCUUUCGCUGCUUCGAGAGAACAAGAACGGAUACGAUGUUGUUAUCAGUGAUGUGCACAUGCCAGACAUGGAUGGAUUCAAACUCCUAGAGCAGGUUGGACUGGAGAUGGACCUGCCUGUUAUCAUGAUGUCCGCUGAUGAUGGAAAAAGUGUUGUCAUGAAGGGUGUGACUCAUGGUGCUUGUGAUUAUCUGAUCAAACCAGUUCGCAUUGAGGCGCUGAAGAACAUAUGGCAGCAUGUGGUUCGGAAGAAAAAGAAUGAGCGGAAGGAUGCGGAGCAAUCCGGAAGUGUGGAAGAAGGGGAUCGGCAGCAAAAACCAUCCGAAGAUGCAGAUUACUCGUCCUCGGCAAAUGAAGGGUCUUGGAAGAACUCAAAGAGGAGGAAGGAUGAGGAAGAAGAGACGGAUGAGAGGGAUGAUUCAUCCACAUUAAAGAAGCCGCGGGUUGUUUGGUCAGUCGAACUCCAUCAACAAUUUGUGGGCGCUGUUAAUCAACUAGGCAUUGACAAGGCCGUGCCUAAGAAAAUUCUGGAGUUGAUGAAUGUUCCUGGGCUUACUAGAGAAAAUGUUGCUAGCCAUCUUCAGAAAUACAGGCUGUACCUUAGAAGGUUGAGUGGGGUGUCUCAGCACCAGAAUAAUUUGAGCAACCCUUUCAUGAGUCCUCAAGAAGCGUCUUUUGGAGCAAUGUCAUCACUCAAUGGGCUCGAUCUUCAGACGCUAGCUGUCACAGGUCAACUCCCUGCUCAAAGCCUUGCCACACUCCAAGCAGCCGGACUUGGGAGGUCAACAGGAAAAUCUGGCAUACCUAUGCCCCUUGUUGAUCAAAGGAACUUAUUCAGCUUUGAAAAUCCAAAGCAACAACAUAUGAGCAGUAGCAAACCGAUGAACUUACUUAAUGGAAUUCCAACAACUAUGGAGGCAAAACAGCUUGCCAACUUGCACCAGUCUGCACAAACCCUUGGAGCUGCCAAUAUGCAAGUCAAUGCUCAUGGAGUUCAGAACAGUUCUCUACUUAUGCCGCUACCUCAAUUGCAGCCAAGGGGGCAGAUCUUGAAUGAAUCUUCUGGAAAUCAUGUUCCACGGCAUUCAUCAUCAGUGGGGCAGCCCAUCAUAUCUAAUGGUAUGGGUAAUGGAGUUUUGGGAAGAAAUGGUAUUGUUGAUAGCGGCAGAGGCGUAGGAUAUAAUCCAGUGCAUCAAAACUCCUCAAUGUUGAAUUAUCCCCUAAACAACAGUUCACAACUACCAGGCAACAAUUUUACCCUUGGAAGUACACCGGUAAUGUCCAGCCUUGCGUCUAAAGGAGCAUUUCCUGAAGACGUGACUUCUGACAUAAAAAGAUCUUCUGGAUUUAUGCCAAGUUAUGAUAUGUUUAACGAGUUACAGCAGCCCAAGUCAAAUGAGUGGGACUUGCAGAAUGUGGGCUUGACUUUCGAUGUGUCACAACAUACACACUCCAUACACGGUAGCCUUGAUCCCUCGGUUUUAGUUCAUCAAGGAUUUUCUUCUAGUCAAAGGGGUGGACAAAGCAGGAAUCCAUCUAUUGUUGGAAAAACUAUGUUCUCAGUGGGGGAAGGCAGUCAUUUUGGGAAUAUGCAAAAUACUGGUCACCACCUUAACGGUCGUAUUGUUGACAAUACAGUUAGGAUUAAGGCUGAAACAGUCCCCGAUGCAACUUCUCAUAGCUUCUUUCAUGAACAAUAUGGUCAGGAUGAUCUAAUGAGUGCACUUCUCAAACAGCAGGAUGGACUUGGACCUGCCGAAAAUGAGUUUGACUUUGAUGGGUAUUCCUUGGAUAAUAUUCCUGUGUAGAAUGCGCUUCCUACAUAAUUUGUAUGAUUGCAAUUCUGGUGUAUAUAAUUGCUGCAAUAGAAGUCAUUUCUUCUGCAAUCAGAUGGUGGAUAUUCAAGUUUGUUUCUACUUCAAAGAAAACCGGAGUGCGUGAUUUCACAAAUCAUAUCUUUCGUUGUGAAUAACAUGUUCUGCUGUUUUUAGGAGAUAAAAGAUCAGGAUGAUGGAUCAUUGAGGCAGAUCAAAUGUGCUAAAGAUAUUGGUUAUGCACAACACUGCUGCAUGGUGCGCAAAGGCAUACAUGCAAAUGUUUGAGUGACUAGAAAGAAGCAACGAUUCCAGGGGUGCCGGUGAAACUUGUCCUCGGUUUUAGGCUCCUCUUGAGUAUUCUAGGUAGGUUUUGAUACUUCUUCUAACUCUCAAUAACGCAUGAAGUUUGCCGUUAAUGAAUUUCUUUUUCCCCGUCCUUGGCUCCAUUUUCGUUCUUGUUCAAGGAAUCGACUUUGAUGUACAUAUGUUCCAUUUGGUUACUCAAGACAUAAGUCGGGGGUAUUCUUUCUUGGUUGCAUUUCUUGUACUUGAAUUUCUAGGAAUUCUCCUUCUUGCUUUUUAGCUUUGGUGUUAACCACUUCUUAUAUGUAACAUGUCCUCUGUUCUUAAUAAUCUUUCAGUUUCACUACC
Malus domestica (apple) is the source of this 2963-nucleotide messenger RNA. RefSeq names its product two-component response regulator ARR1-like. The record is from RefSeq and is a predicted model, not a curated record. Lineage: Eukaryota; Viridiplantae; Streptophyta; Magnoliopsida; Rosales; Rosaceae. Gene Ontology annotation, biological process: phosphorelay signal transduction system; cytokinin-activated signaling pathway. Gene Ontology annotation, molecular function: DNA binding; DNA-binding transcription factor activity.